Ordospora pajunii is the source of this 447-nucleotide messenger RNA. RefSeq lists its product as uncharacterized. Gene Ontology annotation, cellular component: mitochondrion. The record is from RefSeq and is a predicted model, not a curated record. NCBI's taxonomy places the organism in Eukaryota, Fungi, Microsporidia, Ordosporidae. Gene Ontology annotation, molecular function: protein-folding chaperone binding; ATPase activator activity. The transcript has a single exon. The coding region runs from base 1 to 447 and encodes 148 amino acids. Gene Ontology annotation, biological process: [2Fe-2S] cluster assembly.
AUGGCAUCGCCUUCAAAACACUUUGAUGUGUUUGGCAUGCAGCCUAUAUUCAGCAUAGACCAGCAUGCACUCAAAAAGCAGUACCACGAGCUCUCCAAAAAGUUCCAUCCUGACGUACAAGGCAACUCUUGUACAGCACAGGCACACAUGGACGAAAUUAACAAGGCAUACAGCAUUCUAAAAGACGACUUUUCACGCGCAAAGCAUCUAAGCUGUAUCGAGCCAUCGCCUGUUAGUCAGGAGUUCCUCAUCGAGAUGCUUGACUAUGAAGAUGCAAUAUCUAGCAUCACAAGCAAUCACCAAGAACAGGCCAUCAGAAACGAUCUAUUGCAAAGAAUCGAGCAGUGCAAGCUCAACCAUUCAAAUGCUGAGCAUUUGAGCAAAUGGGCAUACUACGAGCGACUAAUAAAAAUCCUGGACGAAAGCAAAAUCACACUGCAGCAAUAA